Trematomus bernacchii (emerald rockcod) is the source of this 3783-nucleotide messenger RNA. RefSeq names its product protein tyrosine phosphatase receptor type Nb (gene ptprnb). Gene Ontology annotation, biological process: protein dephosphorylation. The record is from RefSeq and is a predicted model, not a curated record. Gene Ontology annotation, molecular function: protein tyrosine phosphatase activity. Gene Ontology annotation, cellular component: secretory granule. Lineage: Eukaryota; Metazoa; Chordata; Actinopteri; Perciformes; Nototheniidae.
CCUCACACACACACCCACCCUCCGUCGGUCCCUCCCUCCCUCUCCAUCAGACAUGGGGAGCUGUUGAAGGUGCAGGCUGGAUGUACCAUGAGGUCUCCGCGUCUCCUGGCGGCUCUCUGCCUGCUUCUCACCGCCUCCUGUCGGCUCUGCUCGGCCUCCAGACACGGGUGUUUGUUUGAAAAGAAGCUCUGUCCGAGAGAUCAGCUGUGCAACGAUGACGGUUUGUUCGGACGGUGCCGGGCCCCUCACCAGGAGCCCGUCCAGUACCAGGUGUCCGUGUCCGCCCUGCACAAACUGCAGCAAGUCCUCAAAGACCUGAUGGGCCAGGGUCUGACCUGGAAGGACGAUGUGACGCAGGAGAUCAUCGGCCAGCUGAGUCGCCUUCCCACCGUCGCCUCCUCUAAACCUCAGGAGAAAUCACUCAAACUGGUGUCCAGGCUCCCGGGCCCCGUGCAGCCGAGGGUCCAGGAGGACCUCGCUGACCCCGAGAUGAUGCAACAGUACGUGGACUACAUGAUCCUGGACCCCCCCCGAUCCUCCGUGCACAUGCAGAGGCCCCCGCCGGACCCCUACACCUUCCAGAAGCAGCAGCAGCAGUACGGCUACCAGGAGGAAGAGGAGCGCUCCCUGAACUCUCUGGAUGAAGAUCGGCUCGUCGCCUCCUCCUCCUCUCGCUCCAGAAACUCUCUGGACUCAGACGGGCAGCUCCUCCAGAACCUCCUCUCCUUUUACCUCACCUCCCCUUCCUCUUCCUCCUCCUCUUCCUCCUCCUCUUCCUCCCCUGUGCAGCCUCUCUCCCGCCACAGAGGAGCUGCAGGAUUUCCCUCUUCUCUCUCCUCCUCCUCCUCGUCCUUCUUCCCGGAGCUAGACUUCCCACUGGAUUACGGCGAGGACUACAUUUCCCAGGUGUCUCAGCUCAAGAAGAAGAAGCAGCAGGAGGGAGAGAAGAAGCAGCAGCAGGAGGAGUACGACGCCCUGUCAGGACUGGAUGGGCGCUCUCUGCAGAGGCUGGCGCUGCUCCUGGAUCAUUACGGGCUGGAUGUGAAGGAUCUAUCCCCCGAUCAGAGGGAGGACCUGCCGGCCGCUCUGAAGCAGCUGCAGCUGAAGAGCUCCUUCAGCAGCACGCUCACCAAAGAUACAUACGGGAACGAUGCUGCUGCAGGAAAGAAGGUCAAAGAGGGUGCUAUGGCGUACAAGUCUGCUCCACCUUCCUCCAACAAACCCCAAAACCUGAAGCAGAGCAGAAGGUCUCGCUCCCCCCCGGAGGCCGGACACGUGGAGAAGGAGGGUGCGGUGGUACCCGCGCUCUCCUUCAGGAUCCGACCAAAAAACCUGACGGCUGCAGACGGGGCGGAGAAAUCAGUGGCAGAGAAGCACCUUCUGCAGAGCGGAGCGGGAGAGAGCGAUGAUGGGAUGGCGUUGCCCCUGGCGACCCGGGUUAAGCCCCGCUCCUCCUCCGGCUGGGUGUUCUCCACGCUGGUUGCCAUGGCGAUCAUCGGCAGCAUCCUGGUGGCGGCCAUGACGAUCGCCUGCCUGAGGAAUCACGCCCACCGCCUGGCAGCCAGGAAGCUGGGCCUGGAGGGGGGCAGCUUCACCCACCAGGAGUACCAGGACCUGUGUCGCCAGCACAUGUCCUCCAAAGGAGCCUUCGGACGCCUGGAGGCCGCCGCACUGGGAGCAGUGGGAGGAACCAGUGGAGGAGGAACCAGUGGAGGAGGAGGAGGUGUUGGUGUUGGAGCUGCAGGUGGAGGAGCAUCAGCAGGAGGUGGAGACUCCAGAGUGAGCAGCGUCUCCUCCCAGUUCAGCGAUGGAGCUCAGCCCAGUCCGAGCUCCAUCAGCAGCGCGUCAUGGUGUGAAGAGCCGGCACAGGCUAACAUGGACAUCUCCACCGGACACAUGAUACUGGCCUACAUGGAAGACCACCUGAGGAACAAGGACCGUCUGAUGAAGGAGUGGGAGGCUCUGUGCAGCUACACCGCCGAGCCCAGCGCCGUCUCCAUCGCCCAGAGCGACGCCAACGCCAAGAAGAACCGCUGCGCCCAGUCUGCCCCCUAUGAUCACUCCAGGGUGAAGCUGAAGGCGGAGGUCAACCCUUCACGAUCUGACUACAUCAACGCCAGCACCAUCAUUGAGCACGACCCCCGGAUGCCUGCUUACAUCGCCACCCAGGGCCCGCUGUCACACACCAUCUCUGACUUCUGGCAGAUGGUGUGGGAGAACGGCUGCACUGUGAUCGUGAUGAUGAGCGCUCUGGUUGAAGACGGGGAGAAACAGUGUGACCGCUACUGGCCUGAUGAGGGCUCGUCCCUCUACCACAUCUACGAGGUGAACUUGGUGUCGGAGCACAUCUGGUGUAACGACUUCCUGGUGCGGAGCUUCUACCUGAAGAACGUCCAGACGCAGGAGACCCGGACCCUCACUCAGUUCCACUUCCUCAGCUGGCCGGCGCAGGGCAUCCCCCCCGCCACCCGCCCGCUGCUCGACUUCCGCAGGAAGGUGAAUAAGUGCUACAGAGGACGGUCCUGCCCCAUCAUCGUGCACUGCAGUGACGGGAUAGGCCGGACUGGGACGUACAUCCUGAUCGACAUGGUUCUCAAUCGCAUGGCUAAAGGUGUGAAAGAGAUCGACAUCGCUGCGACUCUGGAGCACGUCCGGGACCAGAGGCCGGGGAUGGUCCGCACCAAGGAUCAGUUUGAGUUUGCGCUGACGGCGGUCGCUGAGGAGGUCAACGCCAUCCUCAAAGCUCUGCCUCAGUGACACCCUCCUCUUCCUGCUCCUCUCCACCAUGAUGAUUCUCACGAUGAAGAACGACGCUGUGCUUGUCCGUCUGUCCGUCUGGUGUCAAAAAAACUAAAACAAAACAUCUUACUUUGGGACGUCUUUAAAGUCAGAAAGGCUGUGUCUGAUUUCUAUGUGUUUGUGGCACAGAGGUGAUGCGUUCAGGGACAGGAGUGUUGCGUUUAAUGCUAAUAUGAAAGCAAAAUAAUUGAGAUAUUUAAAAAAGAGGUUAAAAAACCCACAUGCAUGGUGUCUUAUUCUUUCAGCAAGAGAGGACCGUGUUAAAUUAACAAAGGAUAAAGCUGCCAGAAACUGAAAGAAAGGAAACCAAGAUACAUGCAAAGAUAUGUCUUUCCCAGCUUUGUCUUUGCAGGAUACAUACAUAAAAGUACUACAUGUAAGCAGCCACCCUGAAUGCAACCUCUGAACCGGGUGAAUGCGAUAUUUAAACAUCAGGAAUCCAGAUGAAGUGUUUCCUGUCGGGUCGUCGUGUCUCAGAGAGGAAGUAGAGAUGGCUUUAAGAUGAAGUGUUUCCUGUCGGGUCGUCGUGUCUCAGAGAGGAAGUAGAGAUGGCUUUAAGAUGAAGUGUUUCCUGCCGGGUCGUCGUGUCUCAGAGAGGAAGUAGAGAUGGUUUCAAAGCACCAGAUGAAGUGUUUCCUGUCGGGUCGUCGUGUCUCAGAGAGGAAGUAGAGAUGGUUUCAAAGCAGGUGAAAGGGAUGGAAAGGUGUGUAAAAGGAGGAUGUGUGAUUGUUUACCUGCUCUCUCUGUAGCUCCCCUCCCUUCCUCACACACCUGCAGAAAACACCAACACACUGCGUCCCCAUGUGUGUGUGUGUGUGUGUGCGGAUCGUUCUGCGUCACUGGAUAUAUUGUUGUUUACCUCAUGCAAGUCAAAAAAGAAAUAAAAAAAAUUAAAAAGAAAUGCUAUUCUCUGAAAAAACAGAAAAGCUUAUUUUGUAUCUGUGAGACCUUGAAUAAAUAUGUUAGUGUUGAAGUGCUGCAAUC